AGACAUACAUUUUUUACCAUCUUGGAUCUCUGGGAUUUAUUUAUGAAAAGGAAAUACCACAAGUUGUAUCAGUAAAAAUCCUAAUGAAGCAGCAGGGAAGACAGCAGACGAUGAAAUAAAACAGAGGCAGAGAAACAGAAAAGAGGAGGGGCGUAUACACUCAUUGCAUCAUUUAUUACUUUCAAGAACAGAUUUAUUAUCCACUGGAGAGUCACUGCUAGGUUGUAUAUAUUGGCGAAUGUGUGCUGGGCUGGACUCACAAAAGAAAAAGAGGGACAUCUGACAGAGAAGAGAUUUUCUCUUACGGCAUCUUCAACUGCUCAAACAACAUGUCUCAACAAGGUCAGGAAGAAGAUGAACAAAUGCAGCGUCCUGAGGUGAGCGACGAGGACCUGACCGACGCAAAGACCAAACUGGGUACAAGUGGGCCAGCAAAGAGCAAGACAUUUGAAGUGAUGGAGGAGUGCGAGAAAAUUGGUAAAGCUGCUCCCUCUGUGUUCAGUGGAGCGAGGUCAGGAGUGGAGACUGUUUUGAACGCACGCUCAGCUCGACCUAUCAAGAAGUAGCAGUGGACUUCCUGACCACGAUUGGACAGCGCUUGUUUCACCUAAUGGGUUUGGGAUCAGUUUUUUCCAUCUGUACUUAAGUCCAUGAAAAAACUCUGCCAAGCCAGUUUUGACUUUUUUUAAAAGAAAAUGUAGAGAAAUGUUCAACCCUUCUUGCUGCCUCUGUAACAGCAGCAUUUAUUCAUAGUUCCAGGUUAAGAGUAAUUAUAAAGAAACAAGCAAUAUUGAAAAAUUAAGAAAAAGAUUUGUCGUAACAAAUUCUGUCUCAUCCAUCCUGUUUCAUUGUGAGAAGUGCCAGUAAAAAAAGUAA
Messenger RNA from Anoplopoma fimbria (sablefish), 876 nucleotides. It is a transcript of the gene mustn1a, whose product is annotated as musculoskeletal, embryonic nuclear protein 1a. Lineage: Eukaryota; Metazoa; Chordata; Actinopteri; Perciformes; Anoplopomatidae. Gene Ontology annotation, cellular component: nucleus. The coding region runs from base 330 to 566 and encodes 78 amino acids. The record is from RefSeq and is a predicted model, not a curated record. Gene Ontology annotation, biological process: chondrocyte differentiation; tissue regeneration; chondrocyte proliferation. The transcript is spliced from 3 exons.